AGUAAGACUGGGCAGAUCAACAAAAUGGAGGACGAAGAAGAAACUAAAGAGUUCAAAAUAUGGCUUGAAAAACUAUGCGAUUCCUUCUUCCGAUUAACAGAUACCCAAAAGAAUAUCACGAUAGAGCAGUUAAUAAAGCUUUGCGGGCCUGAUCAGCUUCGGUUUUUAUCGACGAAACUCGAAGUUCUUGUAAAAAGAGACUUUUUAAAAUGCCUUCCUCUUGAAUUGUGUUUCCAUGUCUUAAAAUGGAUGGAGCCCAGUUUGUUGUGUCGCUGUUGUCUCGUCAGUAAAAAGUGGGAAAAAGUGAUUUCAAAUUGUCAUCAGGUAUGGCAGAAAGCUUGUGCAUGCCUUGGUAUGGAUGUCAACGAACACGAUGUUCCUAAAGAAACAUGGAAAGAUGUAUAUCUGAAAGCCAUGCGUAAAAUUCAUAGUUUUAAAAAAGACAGUUCAUACGAGACGACCAUGUUACAUGGACACACUGCUAGGGUGUUUGCACUGUGUUAUAGAAAUGGAAUGCUUGCUACAGGAUCAGAUGACCGAUCAGUACGUCUGUGGGAUCCACAAACAGGUCACUGUGAAUACGUCCUAUUAACACACACCUGUGCAGACAUUAGCUUUGACAUGGAUAAAGUAGUUACUGCAUCAUUUGAUAAUACUAUCGGUGUGUGGGACUGGAAGACUGGCCAUAGGAUACAGUGUUAUCAGGGACAUACUGGUGCAGUGUUUUGUGUAGAUUAUUCUGAUGAAUUAGACAUCAUUGUAAGUGGCUCAGCUGAUACAACAGUCAAAAUAUGGUCUAUGUCUUCUGGUGGAUGUCAGGUGACUAGAUAUGGACACUCUGAUUGGGUCAUUAAGGUUAUUCUACAUAGAUCAAAAGUCAAUUCUCCAACUCAUAAAAGAGGAGAGUUUGUACUUCUUAGCAUGGACAAGAAAACAAUCAAGAUUUGGUCCCUUGAUGCUACAAUAUCAACACCCCUUGUGACUCUAACAACACAGGGGGAAAAUAUUCAUCUCCAACCAAAGAUGCACUUUGAUGGGAAUUUUAUUGUCUGUGCAUCUGAUUCUGGUAUUCAUUGUUGGAAUUUUGAAACUCUUGAAUUAUCCAGAUCUUUUGCAUCUUCACCGUCCAAAUGGCUCGUUGCUAAGGGGCAAAUGUUUAGCCUUCUUCUGGACUCGACCAACCUUUAUAUUUUGAAUAAUCGCAGCGAACAGUGUAUUGCAUCGCGAGAACUACCGCCCUUUCGUCGUUCUGCGCGUGGAUCGAACUUUACUUCUGGAGACCCUGUAUGGCUGAACUGUCUCUGUGAAAAUAUUGAAAACAAUAUUCUAUUCGCCACUAGUAUGCCUGACCAUAGCAUCCUUGUAUUAAGACUUAAAGACGCUACGUGACCUAAUAUUUACAUUGAGGAAGUUCUAUUUCCUCUGUAUACUAAAGCCGUGUAAAUGAAACGAUAAAGAUAUAGACGACACAGGAAGUGUUUUUUAGAGGGGGGAGGGUACGGGCUAUUUUGACAAAAUAGUGCGCAAAUUUCUAUUUUUUUACGAGAAUUUUCACCAUAAUUGCAUCCCCUCCUCCCCCACUGUGGAGUAAUUAAUCUUGACAUUACAAUAGUUCGCGAAUGAAAUUUCACGAUUAAUUGCAACAUAAGAGUAGAAGAAUAAGAAUAGCAACAUGUUUAAAUUUGAUUUCGUUUUGAUUAGUGUAUUUUAAUAUAUUAGUAAUUUUUUAAUUGAAAGAAAUGGUCAAAUAGCUUAUUAUAGAAUCAAUAAAAAUGUCGAACAGU
Molecule: messenger RNA, 1784 nt
Organism: Actinia tenebrosa (Australian red waratah sea anemone)
Lineage: Eukaryota; Metazoa; Cnidaria; Anthozoa; Actiniaria; Actiniidae
Product: F-box/WD repeat-containing protein 2
Molecular function (GO): protein binding
Source: RefSeq, a predicted model, not a curated record